This is a messenger RNA of Scedosporium apiospermum, 1998 nucleotides long. RefSeq lists its product as uncharacterized. Bases 1 to 1998 code for a protein of 665 amino acids. Gene Ontology annotation, molecular function: calcium-activated cation channel activity. Lineage: Eukaryota; Fungi; Ascomycota; Sordariomycetes; Microascales; Microascaceae. Gene Ontology annotation, cellular component: plasma membrane. The transcript has 3 exons. The record is from RefSeq and is a predicted model, not a curated record.
AUGGCAGAUGCGCGGCGAAGGAAGCAGGCCCAAGCUAAUAACGCAGAUUCCCCUGCUCCACCUCCUACGCCACGAACCGCCGAGCCAAGUGCUUCUCAUCUCGAGCAAGACGACGUCGAAAAGGCUGUUCCAAGGCUUCCAGAUGUGAACGGAUCGGUUGCGGCACAAUGGGUCCGAACGCCCGAGCGACCACACCAUCGUCCCCUCGCCAACUUCUUCCGUCGAGUCGAUACGAUCAAGUGGACCCGUAAUCGCCUCAAAGUUCUGACGCCAGCCAUCCGAAAGAUGAAGCGCGGGCUCCUAGCUGGCGCUGGAAAGCCUCUGCCUGCCGCAUUUAUUGAAUUUACGACACAAGCCGAAGCAGAACGUGCCUACCAAACGCAAACCCACCACAGCCCUAUGUACAUGUCGCCGCGUUUCAUCGGCAUCCGACCGGACGAGAUUAUCUGGAAUGUACUCAAUAUGGGGUGGGCGCAGCGCAUUGUUCGCCGCUUUGCCGUCCUUGCUGGCAUCACAGCCGCCAUUAUCUUCUGGUCAUUUCCUGCGGCCUUUGUUGGUGUCAUGUCUAACAUCUACUUUCUCGCCGAUACCUUCCCUUUCCUUAGCUGGAUUACGAAGCUUCCCGCCGCCAUAACGGGAGUUCUCCAAGGCUUCGCACCAGCUCUUGCACUCUCAUUGUUGAUGGCCGCAGUGCCAUGGAUGCUCCGAGGUUGCGCAAGAGUCGCUGGUAUUCCGUCUCUGUCCAUGAUUGAACUUUUCGUCCAAAAUGCGUACUUCGCAUUCCAAGUCGUCCAAGUCUUCCUCGUCACCACCAUUACUUCGGCAGCGUCUGGUGCCGUCACCGAUAUUAUCAAGGAUCCCCUUUCUGUUAAGGACCUCCUUUCGAAAAACCUUCCCAAGUCAUCCAACUUUUACAUAUCCUAUAUCCUCAUGCAGUGUCUUGCCGCCGGUGCUGGCAGCAUGGUUCAUGUCAUCGAAAUUGUAAGGCACCAUAUCAUUUAUGCGUGCAUCGCGCCAUUGGUCCUUGCAUUCGCGACCGUCGGUCUCUACGUCAUCUAUCUCGUGUACCGAUACAACCUUCUUUACAUUUAUAACACGGAGAUUGACACACGGGGCUUAGUCUAUCCCCGCGCCUUGUUGCAGCUUCUUGUUGGACUCUACCUGGCAGAAGUAUGCAUGAUAGGCUUAUUCGCUCUCCGAUCCGCUUUUGCGCCUAUGCUUAUCAUGAUAAUAUUCCUCGUAUUAUCGGUCCUUAUUCACCUCUCCAUUGACGACGCGAUCAGUCCCCUCCUCUAUAAUUUGCCGCGAACCCUUCCGAUCGAGAGUGAGGAGCUCGCCGGUGGGUGCAUGCCCUUCGAGAUCGGACAGAACGAUGUCAUCACCGGCCAACCUCCAUCCCAAUCGUCUCCCGCAUCGAGCUCGACUCUGCGUCCGCAUGAUUCAUUUGACGUGGUUGAAGAUGACGAUGGAAAGGAAGACAUUGAGGAGAACAUCACACCAAGAACCAGGGGCGGGGGCAUACAGGUCGAAGGCGCGGAAGGGUUCAUGUCCUCGAUUCUCGACAAUACGAAAGAAAAGGCCACUAAGCGCCUUCGGACCCAUGCCGAAGCUUUGGGUCUUACAGGCGUGCUGGCAUAUUUUCAGUACUGGAUCAAACCGGACCGGAACAUACAGCCGAAUUUUGUCCUCCGGUGGCUUCACCCAGGGAUCUUUGAGGAUUUUUCCACCCUCCAAAAGAUGCUUCCGCCCGAUAUGCCCGAUCCCACUGAGUCAUAUCCCCGGAAUUAUGCGCACGACGCAUACUGGCCUCCCGUCAUGACAACCCCAUUAGAAUCUCUCUGGAUACCGAGGGACGAAGGUGGCGUGAGUCGGCAGGAAGUCAAGCACAGUGGGGAGGUAAUUGAGAUCACGGACGAAGGAGCGUGGCUCGACGAAAAUGGACGUGUGAAGCUGGACUUUGAAAAGGCACCCUACUGGAAGCCUAGAAUAUUGUACUAA